Molecule: messenger RNA, 2505 nt
Organism: Naegleria gruberi
Lineage: Eukaryota; Heterolobosea; Eutetramitea; Acrasida; Naegleriidae
Exons: 1
Coding region: 1-2505 (834 amino acids)
Biological process (GO): spliceosomal complex disassembly
Cellular component (GO): U2-type post-mRNA release spliceosomal complex
Molecular function (GO): nucleic acid binding
Source: RefSeq, a predicted model, not a curated record
AUGCCUCCAAAGCUUUACAUUCCAAAACCUACACCUCCUCCUCAGAAAGAGGUUGUUGAAGAAGAUUCGGAUCGUAUGGAAGAUGAUGGAGAAGAAUUUGAUGAUCAUGAGCAGCAGCAACAUCAUCAAGAAUCGGAAGUGUAUACAGAUGAGGAGGAAAAUUAUUAUGAUGAAUUAUUUGAUAAAUCACGUCGUCAUGGUGGGAGAAUGAUGGAUGACGAUGAAGAGGAUGAACCAAAUUUUGCAUCAAGUACACAAUCAAGCUUGUCAACUUUUAAACCAAUUUCUUUUAUCACGAAAAAGGAUAAUCAAAGCGUUACAGUAAUGAGUGACGAAAAGGAUGAGGAGGAAAUUAUUAUAGAGGAUGAACAAUUAAUUGAUCAAACUAUGGGAAUGACUCCUGAACAACCUAAAGUGGAACAACCAAAAUUUGUAAUUUUACAAGCCAAAAAGAAAGUACAACAGGAAACUGUAGAAAAGGAAAUUGAAUCAACAAAAGUCAAGGAAAAACCAACAGUUAAAAAGGAUGAGGAUUUUGGUUCAUUCAUUGGAGGAAAAGUUGGUUCAAAUGUAUUGAGAAUGAUGUAUAAAAUGGGUUGGAAAGAGGAUAAAGGAUUGGGUCCUACGAAUAGCGGUAUUAUCAAUCCUAUCAAGGUUGUACAAACAUCUAGGAAUCAAGCUGUCAUCAUUAGCGAUGAACAUGUUCAAAAAACAAAUGUAAAGGAAGAGGAAUCUGAAAAGCAAAAUGAAGAAACAAUAGAUGAUAGGCCAAGAAGAAAUGAGUGGAAAAAGAAGAAAAAGAAGAAUCAAAAACCCAAGUUUAAAUCCAUCGAACAACUUCUCAAAGAAACACCUGUAACAUCUCAAGCCAACAAGUCAAUGGAAAUAAUUGACAUGACUGGUCCAACAGCUAGGGUAGUGUCUAAAUUAUCUGACAUACAGAAAGAAAAGGUAUCCAAUACCAUUCCAGAACUUCAAUACAAUGUAAAGGAAAUCAUAAGACAAACCGAAUCGUCAAUCAGGGAUGUUCAUGAAAAAAUUCAAAGAGAAAAGGAGAAUUUUGAUAGAUUGGAUAAACAGAGGCAACAAUAUGAAGAGAAAGCAAAGAUGGAGAAGAAGAAAAUUGAUGAAUUUCAAAAGGUCUUUUCAAUUCUUUCGGCUUGCAACCAAAAAUUCCAUGAAUCUAAAAUUUCACUCUCAGGAAUUCUUCAGGUUUUCACACAACUCAAACAAUUGCACAGUGAAAUUUUCGAAGAGUUUAACUUUUCAAAUUAUGGACUCUCUCUCAUUAGACCAAUUCUUUCAGAGAUUUUCAAAGAGUGGAAUCCUCUAAGUAUGCAAGAUCCUGAAAAAUAUGUAAAUAUCCUUCUUCCAUGGAGAAAUAUUUUGAAAAAGAAAAGACAAGGACUAACAAAUGAGGAAGAUUAUGAAAAGCUACUCCAAGACUUGUUAAUACCAUCCAUAAGGAAAUCCUUUUCAAAAUGGAAUCCUAUUGAUGAGUGCGAUAAGGGAUUAAACUUUUUUGAAACAUUUGCUGACAAAGUUUGUACAGAAGCUAUGAAAAUAUACCUAACAGAGAGAUUACUGAUACCUCGACUAAAGUCAUGCGUGCAAGGUGAAUGGAACCCUAAAACAGAUAACAUUCCCGUUCACUCAUGGAUUCAACCUUGGUUUAUUUACAUACCAAUCAAACAAUUCGAAACGUAUGGUAUAUUUAAUUUGAUUAAGAACAAGUUAGAUACACAAUUAUUAAGAAAUUGGAAUAAUAUUGAUGAUCAAUCAGCCUACCAGGCAUUGGAACCUUGGAAAGAUGUUUUCAAUGACUAUUACAAAUUCCUAGUCAAAACUAUUACUCCAACAAUAGUGGAAGCUGUAAAGAAAAUAUCUGUAAUUGUCACGACAGACUCUAUUUCAACAGAAACUAGGGAACAUUUAUCAAAUAUCAUUCAUUGGAAUAAUCUGAUACCAGAGUUUAUAGUUGCAAUAUUUGAAUCACAAUUCUUCAAUAGAUGGUGGAAAGUCUUGUAUUCGUGGCUUUGUGAUCCUGACUGUAUUCCAACCCAAGUUGACAAGUGGUACCAGAGAUGGAAAGAUGAAUUUGAUAGAUAUUUUGAAGAGGAUCAAAUCAUUCAAUUAUGUUUCAAGAGAGGAUUGGAUAUGAUCUAUCAGUCCAUGUCAAAUACUCCAAUUACUCCAGCUCAAAAGUUACCUCUUCCAUCGAUUGAAAUUGAAAACAAACAAGCAGCUUCCAAUUUGAAGCAAAAGACUACCACUCCUUCAGCCACUAAGAAACCAACAUCAAAAACAUUCAAAGAACUCAUCUCUGAUUUUGCAGAAGAACACGAUCUUCCUUUCCAAAUCAAAGUUGGUCAAUAUUUGGAUGGCAAACAACUCUAUAAUUUUGGUGGAAUUUCGACCUAUAUUGAAAAUGAAUGUCUGCACGCCAAAAUCAAUAAUGUUUGGAAACCUGUAACUCUCAAUGAGUUUUUGUCUCUAAUAAAGUAA